This is a messenger RNA of Conger conger (European conger), 2622 nucleotides long. RefSeq names its product UPF0450 protein C17orf58 homolog. The transcript is spliced from 5 exons. Bases 194 to 1360 code for a protein of 388 amino acids. Lineage: Eukaryota; Metazoa; Chordata; Actinopteri; Anguilliformes; Congridae. The record is from RefSeq and is a predicted model, not a curated record. Gene Ontology annotation, molecular function: protein binding.
CCAAUGGGAGCAUGCUGUGUGAAAUAUCCACGGCAAUUCAUUCACAAAUAGCGCCCCUGAUCUCAGCUUGUUUACCCAAGUGAAGGAAAUACAGCGUUUCAGCGACACGCCUCUCGAUGCUAGAAUUAGCCAUGGGCAUAUAAAACAGACGAAAUCCAGACUUCAGAUAUCUUACAAGGAAAUACCUUCCAAAAUGACAUGGAUUGUGCUGCUCCUCUCUGUUGCUCUCGCCUUCACAGACGCAGAGGAACAUGCGGUCAAUGAGCUCUUCUCUUUGAUUGGGACCGCAUCUCAGAAAACCCACGGGGCCGGCCUGAGCGACUCAUCAGAACCCACCCAGAACCAGAGCAGAGCUGGGGCCAAGGACCCAUCUCUGCCUGUCAAUGAGCUUCUCAGGGAGAACGGCAGGUCCGGGGAGUCCAAGUACAGCCUCCCACCCUUGUCCGGCGGGAUGUUGCCCAAACACAGCGACUUGGCCCCCCUGCCCCGCCCUGGCCACCACAACAAGAGUAAAAAAAACGCCAAGAGUGACCGGCUUCCAACUGAGCACAACAGCGAGAAGACCAGAGGGGAAGGCCCUCCUGACCUGCUCGCCAAGCCCACCGUGGUCAACAUCUCCAACCGCACACAGAAAGGUGUCCCAGACACCCUCCCCGGCGGUCCGUCCCAGAAUGACCCUGAUAUCCGCCACAACACCCGGUCUCGCAGUCAGCCCCACCCGGCCUCCCCUCGCAGGGACACCCCGGCCCGAAAGCUGGACCCAGAGGAGAACCGGCCGGGGAAGUCCAGUCUGUACCAGCCAGGCGGCAGCCUCAGGAACAACAGCAGGCCAUCGGUCUUGUUCAACCGGAGAUCAUCAAGCCUGCUGUACCACUUUGACAUUCUGAAGAAAGAAUCAGACUUCACCCCAGAAGCAGUCUGCUUGAGUGAAUGCCGGCGGGAGAAGGAGGAGAGGGAGCACUGCUGCUACAGUGAAUUCGCCAUCAACGGGAUCGUGCACGACCUGGAGGUGAUCCGCAGGGGGAUACGCCUCGCCACGCUGCUGGUCAGCAGCGACGGCUUCUACAAAAUGAGCCGUCUCUACGUCACCCCGGACAGCUACUUCUUUAAGGUGCAGGUCCUGGUGCUAGACACUUACAAGUGCUCCAAGCCCUGCCCGGAACUCAAGCUCGGUAGCAGGUACAUCGUAAUGGGACAGAUCUACCACAGGAGGCGGCACUUACCCAACGACCUUUUGGCUCUUCUCGGGGGGAGACUCAAGCCAGGGGACGGCAUCCUGAGAAGCAACAACUACGUCAAGAGAUUCAACAAGAGGCGGCACCAGAAGGCCCAGGAGGCAUCCCGCUCCAGGUGUCGAUGAGCCCCCGGAGGCUCCGCCGCCCCCUGCUGCACGGGCAGAGACAAUGCGGCCGCUGCCGAGAAGAGUCCUAUAAUCACGCAACUUACUCAAGACAGAGGAAACCGGGAAGAGGCUAUUUCUGUGUGCCUGUGUAUUGUGCCUUUUGCCUUAAGUGGAGCGGCAGCAUUUUACUUCCACGGCAUCCAUCUUAUUCUUGCUUCUGGUCUGCCAUAAUAUGUGGGGAAAUAAUAGCUUACCAGGAUGUCGUAACAGAGCAAGACGUAUGCAGAGUUGGGUCUCAGUUUCGAGUUGGGUCUCAGUUUGAAUUUAUGUAGAACUGGAUGAACUGGUUUCACUCUGGAUGAAUUUGGUAAUGUUUCAACACUGAUAAAAUAACCAAUUGGAAAAUAUUUUGUACUCGACACCUUUUGGGCACUGACAACCACACCCAUUAGGACCCUAAUGAAGGCCCACAUAGCUAAAAUGAGAUAUUUAGACAAGCAUAUUUUUCUACAAGGGGAAGUGGCUGUUAAGAAUCCUGCACACAUUAACUGCCCUUCUCAACUUGCAAGUCCAGGUUAUCAGUUCUUCUGGGAAACACUACACUGUCCUUGGCUGUUAACGCUGCUUCUUCGACCACAGUGCUUCAGUAGCGUUUGCUGUAUCGAGCUACAAGAGUGUGUCUGUAUUGAUGGAAACUUGCAAAGAACUAGGAGUCUGUUGAUUCACUGCUGGCCAGCAGAACAUAAAGUCCUCUUUUUACUCAUGUACACUUGCAGUUGCUCUCUCUCUCUCUCUCUCUCUCUCUUAUUUUCUUCCUCUUAUCAGAAUUCAGGAAAUGCACUGUUAUGCUAAAAGAAAGUGGGGGAACAGGGUGGGAAGGGCCUGGAAAAGCAACUGCAACCAAAGGAAAAAGAAAAUCCGGGGGGAAAAAAAAAGAACCCAGCAAAUUACUCAAGUGCUGCAUUUUAGCACACAAGAGGGCUAUUUUCCCAACUUUAAUUAUGAGCGUGCGUUGAAAUAUUUGCCUGCAAACACUGACUUCAAACGGGGCCGGUCCGGGGCCGCCAUUAAGGGUGUUUGUGCAGGAGAGACCGUAAAUCUAAUCGCUGGAAUCUGAUCCCGGCUGCACCUGGCCUCACGACCGCCGCGCGUGCCCGGGCCCUGCCGGAACGGCGGGUUCACAGGGACCGCCACCCAGGGCCGGGUCUGCUCACGUCUGCUGGUGUCUGCCUGUGUCUGCCGGUGUCUGCCUGUAUCUGCCGGUGUCUGCUCGCGUCUGC